GGGAUGAAUUUUCUCCUCCAUUUUCAUUAGUGUUUCAUUCCAACCCGGGACCUGCGCGUAAGUUUGGGUAACUUUUAUUGUGAAGGAUCCGGGGCGGAAGAGAAGUUUGUGUUGUCGUUUUAGGCAGGCGGUUACAGGGUGUGGGUAUUACGCAGAGGAGAGGCACAUUUCAUUUGUCUGCAUUUUAGAGGAAGAUGUCCCGUUUCAAAAGGGCGGGUAAUGUGGACAGUCUGGCGGGCUUUCGAACCCCAAAACCGGAGGCAGCUGUUCCCUACGGGCUGCUAAGGACAGCCAGGAAAAGCGGCCAGCUCAAUCUGUCCGGCCGAGGCUUGACUGAAGUUCCUCAGAAUGUGUAUCGGCUUAACGUUGAUGAACCAGCGGAAGCCCAGGAGAACGUAUCGUUUGGAGGAUCAGAUUGCUGGUGGGAACAGACCAACCUCACCAAACUUCUGCUGUCAUCCAAUCAACUAACACAGAUGUCUGAAGACAUCAAACUCUUACCUGCACUAACUAUACUGGAUCUUCAUGACAACCAGCUGAGCAGUUUACCCAGAGCUCUUGGAGAGCUGCAGGAGCUUCUGCAGCUGCGACUAAGCCAUAAUAAGCUGUCAUCGCUGCCAACAGAGGUGUGUUCCCUGAACAACCUUCGUUCCCUCACACUGCAGCAGAAUCUCCUGGAAACUGUGCCAGAGGAAAUAGGAGAGCUGGGGAACCUGACAGAGCUGGAUCUGUCCAACAACCUUCUGAAGCGUCUGCCCUCCAGUGUUGGCCGUCUCUCAGCUCUGCAGAAAGUAUCCCUUUGUCACAACAAGCUGAGCAGUCUGCCUGACAGCCUGGGCCAGCUGGCAAACGUGAAGCUCCUGGACUGCAGCCACAAUGAGCUGACUGACGUUCCCGUCAGCCUGGCCGGGAUGCUGGCUCUGGAGCAGCUCUACCUGCGACACAACAAGCUACGCCGACUGCCGCAGCUGCCUGCACCCUCUCUCAGGGAAGUGUUUGCUGGGAACAACCGGUUGGAGCAGCUGGAGGCUGAGCAGCUGUCCUGUCUCUCUGCUGUGACUCUUCUAGAACUGAGAGACAACAAGAUCAGAAAUCUUCCUGAAGAACUCACCCUGCUGCUCACUCUGACCCGGCUGGACCUCACUAACAACGACAUCAGCACCAGUCUUCCCGCCUCUCUGAGCCUGCUGCCCAACCUGAAGGUGUUGCUGCUGGAGGGAAACCCUCUCCGUGGAAUCAGGAGGGAACUUCUGACUAAAGGAACUGGUGACCUUCUGAAAUAUCUAAGAGGAAGAAUUAAAGAGGAGGCUGAGGAAGCGGCUGAGCCCACUGCCAUGACGUUACCGUCUGAAGGUCUGGUCAACACGCACAACAUCAAAACUCUGAAGACGUUGGAGUACAGUAACAAACAGGCAGCCAGUGUUCCAGACGAGGUGUUUGAUGCUGCAGAUCAUCAGGCCGUCACCUCUAUUAACUUCAGCAGGAACCAGCUGACAGCUUUCCCACUCCGACUGCUGGAGCUCCGCUCCUCGCUGUCAGACAUCAACCUGGGCUUUAACAGGCUGAGCUGCUGUUCUGCUGACAUCUGCUCCCUCCAGCAGCUCACACACAUUGACCUCAGGAACAACCAGCUGACUGAUUUACCCUCUGAAAUGAAGAACCUUUCCAAACUACGAUGCAUUGUGCUAAACUACAACAGGUUCAACUCCUUCCCUGAAGCUUUGUAUCAGAUUGUAUCCUUGGAGACAGUGAUGCUGGGGAACAACCAGGUGGGUGGGGUAGAUCCCAGCCGUCUGAUGCAGCUGCUCAGUCUGUCCACCCUGGAUCUGUCCAACAACGACCUGCUCAGCGUCCCUCCUGAACUGGGCCUGUGUACCAGCCUCAGAUGCCUGAGUCUGGAAGGGAAUCCUUUCCGCACACCCAGAGCAGCCAUUGUUGCCAAGGGAACGGAUGCAGUGUUGGAAUACCUGCGCAGCCGCAUCCCUACAUGAGGCAUGAACUCACCUGAUGGUUCAGCAAAAAGGAUCAAAUCUUUUUUUCUUUCAAAAUUUAUCACAUUUUUAAAAGAUAUUUGUUGCCUUUGUUUGGUGCUAAAAUCCAGAGUUGUUUUUGUAAAAGUGGAAUUCCCAAAACCUUCUAAGAAGUUGUUUCAGGACAUAAAAAGCUCUCUCUCUUUUCAACUGUUUUGUGGUGUUCUUAUGUGAACUCUUUAAUUAUCAUAGUCAGAACUUUAUGGGUAGAAAAUAUUGCUAUCUUUUGAAUGAAUUAACCUUUCUUAUUUGACAUGUCAUGUCUUGAGAGCUCUGGUAAAAAUGGCAUACAAAACUAAAGACCAACCUAAUAAACACACAGCAAGUAUACACAUAUUUAUGCAUUGAAUUGAAAAUGAAUAAUGCCCUCAGCUGAUUAAUGAUUGAUGAUGGAGUAAUACUAAAUAUUACUAUAAACCUCAGAGGAGAACGUUGUUCACAUUGUCUCGAGUCUGUGAAUGAUGGCAUGGAGGCCUUCCAACCUCCAACACCGGAGUUCAUUGUGAAAUUGUCAAAAUACCAUGGGCAAUGUAAAAAAACAGGAAAAUGCCAAGGAUGAUUUUUUUUCCCCCCAAUGAUUAAUGAGAAGAGUACACAUCCGUUUCAAUAACCUGUCAGGAAAAAACAACAAUGCAUUCAUUCAGUAGGGAAAAUAAGUAUUUGACACACCACAGAUUUUCUAAGUUUCCCUCAUGCAGUGAUCUGUAAUUUUCACACUUCAACUAUGAGAAUGAAUCUAAAAAAAAAUCUGAAAAUGACAUUUGAUGUGAUGGGAAUUGCAUCAGUAGCUUUUGUAAUUAAUAAUUAUUAGUUAAAAUGUUAGUUGAUGGUAGGAUCUCAAAUCCACCCUGAAGAGUUCUUCAGGGCAGCACUGCAUCUAUUCUGUGUGACUUUUUAAAAGUGUUUCUAUAAAUUCAGCUAAUUUAA
Messenger RNA from Xiphophorus couchianus (Monterrey platyfish), 2957 nucleotides. It is a transcript of the gene lrrc40, whose product is annotated as leucine rich repeat containing 40. The record is from RefSeq and is a predicted model, not a curated record. Gene Ontology annotation, molecular function: protein binding. Gene Ontology annotation, cellular component: cytoplasm. The coding region runs from base 195 to 1991 and encodes 598 amino acids. The transcript is spliced from 15 exons. Lineage: Eukaryota; Metazoa; Chordata; Actinopteri; Cyprinodontiformes; Poeciliidae.